Molecule: messenger RNA, 975 nt
Organism: Magallana angulata
Lineage: Eukaryota; Metazoa; Mollusca; Bivalvia; Ostreida; Ostreidae
Exons: 4
Coding region: 1-726 (241 amino acids)
Source: RefSeq, a predicted model, not a curated record
AUGUAUAGUUCCUUUAACGAUUCUACUCAACUGUGCUGCAAUAAUGUUAUCCAUAUAAAAGAAUAUGGCUCGAGAUGCUGUGGGUCGGAAACAAUCGAUACCACCGAGGGUUGUUGUGGAACCAAGGUUUAUAAUCUUUCCACACACCAAUGCUGCAAAGACAGUACAAUAAUACCCAAACAUCACAGUUGUUACCGUGGAUACGACAACCGUACUCAGCUAUGUACAGACAAUUAUAAAGUAAUCAACAGAACCUCUCGUAACAACGGAUCCUUAUCCAAAAGGCAGAAAGUAUCACGCAGUAUUUGUAAGACUUGCCAUUGGAGCCACAGGCGCAUCUACAGGGAAAUCAAGUCAGGAAACCAAUAUGUCUGCAAGAGACACACUUACAAUAUAACCAUUAACAAGACAACUCGCCGAGAUAUACUUUGGAUCCUGGAUGCUAAAUACGAAAACAAAGACAAAAUAAAAUCAAAUGUGACGAUAAUCGUGCCCUGCAAAUCUGGAAAGCUGAACAAGACGGGAAGGUUUUUGUUAGUGACAGAUAGCACCAUUGACGAGAAAACACUGAGGCUUGGGGAUAGUGACCUUCUUUUGCAAUAUCAUCGUAAACUUGAUGUUCUCGUGAAGAGGAAACAACGAACAUGUCGGCAGGUGUCUGUGGUUCUCAUCGAGAUUCAAAAGGCGGUAAAAAGAUUCAUCUGGAAGCUGAUAAGGCCAAACUGACCAAUUACCCUGACGCCUUCAUAUUGUGGAGACAAAUGAUCAUUUCGAUUGUUCAGUAUGUCUGGAUCGGAACUGUUAUCUAUGAUGUUUAAUCAAAUCCCUUUGUCCCAUUUGGAAUGCGAUUGAGAAUUUUGGAAUUUGGAACGUGAUGGAGAAUUUGGAAUAAAGGUUUGUCAAUCAAUUAUCCUUAGCGAUUCCAAAACGUUUUCUUGUUUGUCUUUCAACAAUCGGUCAUGCUUGUAUUUUAAG